UCCGUUACGCAUUCAUUCAUUGACAAAACACCUAGCUGGAAGGUUGUGUUUUAUCCGUGACGCCGUCCAAAUCGUACUCGCAAAGCUAGGAAAAACAGUCUUCUGAAGAAUUGAUUGACCUUUGACCAGUGGAUCCCGAUUCAACAAAAUGGGCAAUAAAUCGUCACUGUUGCUGUGCGAAGAAGAGAUCGCGCAAAUUCACGAAGAAACGGGAUUCACCCCCAACCAAAUCGAACGUCUGUACUCCCGCUUCACCUCACUGGAUCGUAACGACUGUGGCACUCUAUCGCGGGAGGAUUUUUUGCGUAUUCCAGAACUAGCCAUCAAUCCGCUGUGCGAGCGGAUCGUACAUUCCUUUUUUGCAGACAGCAAUGACGAUCGGGUUAAUUUCCGUCAGUUUACUCGCGUUCUGGCUCAUUUCCGGCCAAUCAAGCCGAGCAAGGAGAACAAACUGAACAGCCGGGAGGAAAAGUUGAGGUUUGCCUUUAAAAUGUAUGACUUGGAUGACGACGAUACGAUCUCACGGGACGAGCUGCUGAGCAUCUUGCAGAUGAUGGUCGGAGCCAACAUCAGCCAGGAUCAGCUGAAUAGUAUCGCUGAGCGGACGAUCGUCGAGGCGGAUUCGGUCGGACAGGGCAAGAUUACAUUUGAGGACUUUUGUCGGGCCCUCGAGCGUACCGAAGUCGAGCAAAAGAUGUCGAUCCGUUUUCUCAACUGAAGUCGAAGCUCGUGGUGUGAUUGGUUUGCCAAUUUAUGGCAAUCUUAGAGCAACAGAAUGGAUUGUGCAUUUGUUUUAAUCUCUGCGGGUGUUUUGGGCCUUUAGUUCAAACUGAUGCACACGACGAGCGGAAAAACGAACGAUGUUACCGAGACGGGGAUAAUAUUCCAAUGUAAUGGUUUAUUUCAAUGUGUCUAUAGAAUGUAGCUUGUAUGGUGUAUAUAAAGGAAAUUUGAAAGUAUUGCAGUAAAACUAAUAAACAAAAUAGUGCUUGAA
Molecule: messenger RNA, 994 nt
Organism: Wyeomyia smithii (pitcher-plant mosquito)
Lineage: Eukaryota; Metazoa; Arthropoda; Insecta; Diptera; Culicidae
Gene: elm
Product: calcineurin B homologous protein 1
Exons: 2
Coding region: 149-718 (189 amino acids)
Molecular function (GO): calcium ion binding
Source: RefSeq, a predicted model, not a curated record